CAAAAGCUGAGCAUCUAGAGGAAAGAAGGCAAUAAAUAAGUCAGCUACCGGUUUCUUCAAGAACAGCUGGACAUCAAAAAAGACCAUCACCAACUCCCUUCAUCUCUCUAAUUUCUCUCUUUGAUCCUGAGUUGGAUUCUCUUUGUUGGUGUUCUCAAUGUGGGAGAUGAGAUUUCGAUGGAAAGCUCACAGCUUUAUGGCUGCAUUCUUGGUUCUUCAGGUUCUUGGUUUGGUUGCGGGACAGGGCGGCAAGAAGUCACCUUGGCUCACAUUGAGUGGUAAAGCUCCUGCAGUUGUCGCAAAGGGUGGAUUUUCAGGGUUAUUUCCUGACUCAAGUUCGGAUGCUUUUGGAUUUACAUAUCUCGCUGGUUCACCUGAUACAAUUACUUGGUGCGAUGUUCAAUUGACAAAGGAUGGUGUUGGUGUUUGCCUUCCUAGCAUGACCUUAGAUAAUUGUACAAAUAUCCAAUUCUUUGCUCCCAAUGGAACAAAUACUUACUCUGUUGAUGGCGUGCCAACAUCUGGAUGGUUUUCUGUGGAUUAUGACUUCAAAACCUUAGGACAAGUCUCAGUGCUUCGAUCAACUUUAUCUCGAAGUGAUAAGUUCGAUGCUACCUUGUACCCAAUCCUUACUGUUGAAGAAGUGAAAACACAAAUUAAGUCAGCAGCCCUUUGGUUAAAUAUACAGCAUAGUAUGUUCUACUCACAACACAAACUGAACAUCAGAAGCUAUUUGCUUUCUGUUUCAAAGAAAGUUGUCGUAGACUAUGUAUCUUCAGCCGAAGUGGUUUUCCUCACGAGUAUAGGUUCAAGAAUGGGGAGCAAGACAAAGCUUAUCUUCCAAUUUCUCGGCCAAGACAUUGCCGAACCUUCUAUGAACAUAACUUAUGGUUCUCUGUUGCAAAAUUUUACCUUUAUCAAGACAUUUGCCUCUGGAAUUCUCGUUCCUAGAAAUUACAUAUGGCCAGUAACAUCUGACCUUUAUCUUCAACCUCACACUUCCAUUGUCUUGGAUGCUCACAAGCAGGGGCUCGAAGUUUAUGCCUAUGAAUUUGCAAAUGAUGGGUUUAUUAGCUUCAAUUAUAGCUAUGAUCCGGUUGCUGAGUAUCUCAAUUUUGUUGACAAUGGGGACUUCUCUGUUGAUGGUGUGCUGACAGAUUUUCCUGUAACUGCAUCAGAAGCAAUAGGCUGUUUCUCUCAUAUGGGAAAGAACAAGUCUGAACAUGGAAAUCCAGUGGUCAUCACGCACAAUGGUGCUAGUGGGGUUUACCCGGAUUGUACCGAUUUGGCUUAUCAGCAGGCUGUUGAAGAUGGUGCAGACUUUAUCGACUGUCCUGUUCAAGUGACAAAAGAUGGAACUUUAGUAUGCAUGAGCUCUAUUGAUCUCAUGGACUCUACUACAGUUUCAACAUCACCCAUGCGUUCUCGUUCUUCUGUUAUCCCGCAACUCAAGGCCACUCCUGGAAUUUACACCUUCAAUUUCACCUGGGAUGAGAUUCAAGAGAACCUUAAACCUGCUAUUUCAAACCCAGAAUUACAGUACAAGUUGGUGCGAAAUCCACGAUUUAAAAAUGCCGGGAAGUUUACAAAAUUAUCAGAAUUUUUGAACUAUGCAAAGGGAAAAGAUUUAUCUGGAAUCGUGAUAACUAUUGAGAAUGCGGCAUAUCUUGCGGAGAAUAUAGGAUACAGUGUCACAGAUUCUGUCAUCAAAGCACUAAAAGAUGCAGGAUUUCACAAUCAAACAGUUCAGGAAGUUGUGAUUCAGUCCACAAAUAGCUCAGUGCUAACCAAAUUCAAGAAGCAAACCAGCUAUUCAUGCAUUUACAGGGUCGAUGAAUCCAUUAGUAAUGCUGAUUCAGCAUCAUUGGCUGACAUAAAGAAGUUUGCCACUUCCGUGGCAAUAAACAAGGAUUCUGUAUAUCCUAGGAGUGAAGCAUUCAUCACAGGCCAAACUGAUUUGGUGAAAAAUUUGCAAUCUGCAGGCUUCUCUGUGUUUGUGUAUGUUCUUACAAAUGAGUACGUGUCUCAGCCGUGGGAUUUCUUCUCGGAUCCAACGACAGAGAUCAAUUCAUUUGUUCAAGGAACGGGUGUUGAUGGCAUCAUCACUGAAUUUCCUGGAACUUCUACACGAUAUAGAAGAAACACUUGUUUGAAACUGGGCAACAAAAUGCCAAACUACAUGGUUCCAGUUCAGGUAGGCAGCCUUCUAGUUACCUUAAACGUCGCAGCAUUACCACCAGCCCAAGCUCCAAUGCCCAUCCUCAAUGCCGAUGAUGUGGCUGAGCCUCCUCUUCCUCCUGCCUCACUCAAGCCAGCAGUCUCCAUCCCUCCUGCUUCUCAGCCUUCAGAAGGAUCACCUCGGCAUCUGUUCGCUUCGUUCUUACUAUCUUUGGCAAUAGCAACGGUCUCUGGAUUGCUCCUGCUUUAAGAUUGAUGUUGGGAUGAGACUCAUUUUGUUGUUUUGGUUAUUGGAUGCAAUUCUUUUUCAUUCUCAUUUGUAUUCUUAUUUUCGUUAAUGGUGGAUUCACCCUUUUGAUUUGUUUGUUUUGUAAAACACUAGGCUAAUAUUCUUCUAUACAGCAUUCGUAAAGGUUUGGUGCAAUGCCUCUCAAUUUUAUGUUUUGUGGUUUA
This is a messenger RNA of Asparagus officinalis (garden asparagus), 2631 nucleotides long. RefSeq names its product glycerophosphodiester phosphodiesterase GDPDL3-like. The coding region runs from base 158 to 2428 and encodes 756 amino acids. The transcript has 9 exons. Gene Ontology annotation, molecular function: glycerophosphodiester phosphodiesterase activity. Gene Ontology annotation, biological process: lipid metabolic process. Lineage: Eukaryota; Viridiplantae; Streptophyta; Magnoliopsida; Asparagales; Asparagaceae. The record is from RefSeq and is a predicted model, not a curated record.